UUUUUCAUUCACAUUUUCCAACAGCUGCGGUGGAUCUAAGUCAGUACGGAAGAAUGAUGAAGUUAGCCCUAUGAACCGAGCGGGAGAGCUCAAUUUUUCCACGAAGGGGGUGCUACAUUUUUAUGUUUACCUGCUUUCAUGUGGUUGCAGCCAGCUGAGAGAUGAGUAUCCCAGACUACAUGCAAUGUGCAGAGGAUCACCAGACCGUCCUGGUGGUGGUGCAGCCUGUAGGCAUUGUACCGGAAGAUGAGUUCUUCCGUAUCUACAAGCGCAUAGCCAGCAUCAACCAGGUUAGCAUUCGUGACUCCCAGAGGCUGCUCUACAUCCGCUACCGGCACCAUUACCCCCCAGAGAACAACGAGUGGGGAGAUUUCCAGACCCAUCGCAAGGUGGUGGGCCUCAUUGCCGUGACGACAUGCAGCUCUGCUAAGGAGUGGCCACAGACCUCUGAGCGCUUCCACGGUCAGAAGGAAGUGUUUGGCCCCACGCUGUACGACUCCCGCCUGCUUGUGUUCGGGCUGCAGGGUGAGAUUGCUGAGCAAACCCGCACAGAUGUGGCAUUCUACCCUAGUUAUGAUAAAUGUGAAGACGUAGAGAAGAGAGUGGAGGAUUUUGUGGAGUCUAUUUUCAUUGUGCUGGAGUCCAAGAGGCUUGACAGGGCCACAGACAAAUCGGGGGACAAGAUUCCCCUACUCUGUGUCCCCUUUGAAAAGAAAGACUUUGUUGGCCUCGACACAGACAGCAGGCACUACAAAAAGCGCUGCCAGGGCAGGAUGCGGAAGCAUGUGGGGGAUCUGUGCCUGCAGGCGGGCAUGCUGCAGGACGCCCUGGUCCACUACCACAUGGCCGUAGAGCUGCUGCGCUCCGUCAAUGACUUCCUGUGGCUGGGGGCGGCCCUGGAAGGCCUGUGCUCUGCGUCUGUGAUCUACCACUACCCUGGGGGAACGGCGGGGAAAUCCGGGGGCCGCAAGCCCAGUGUCUCGCAGGCAGCUGAUGCCGGCAAGAGGCACCGACCAGGAGCGCAGGAAGUUCUCAUUGAUCCAGGCGCUCUCACCACCAAUGGGAUUAGCGCUGACACCAGCAGUGAGAUCGGUCGUGCCAAAAACUGCCUGAGUCCGGAGGAUAUCAUUGAGAAGUACAAGGAGGCCAUCUCCUACUAUGGCAAGUACAAGAACGCUGGUGUGAUUGAGCUGGAGGCCUGUGUGAAGGCCGUCCGCGUGCUGGCCAUCCAAAAACGGGCCAUGGAGGCCUCCGAGUUCCUGCAGAAUGCCGUGUAUAUCAACCUGGGACAGCUCUCGGAAGAGGAGAAGAUUCAGCGCUACAGCAUCUUGUCUGAACUCUACGACCUUAUUGGCUUCCACCGGAAGUCUGCAUUCUUCAAACGUGUGGCUGCCAUGCAGUGUGUGGCCCCCACCAUCGCUGAGCCUGGGUGGAGGGCCUGUUACAAGCUCCUGUUAGAGACCCUGCCUGGGUAUAGCCUCUCUCUGGAUCCUAAGGACUUUUGCAAAGGUACCCACCGUGGCUGGGCGGCUGUGCAGAUGCGGCUUCUUCACGAGCUGGUGUAUGCCUCGCGCCGCAUGGGCAACCCCGGCCUGUCCGUGCGACACCUGUCCUUCCUGCUGCAGACCAUGCUGGACUUCUUGUCCGACCAAGAGAAAAAGGAGGUCACCCAGAGCCUGGAGAACUACACCUCCAAGUGCCCCGGGGGAAUGGAGGUCAUCGCCCUGCCUGACGGGCUAAAGCUGCCACCUGUGCCAUUCAGCAAGCUGCCCAUCGUCAAGUCGGUGAAGCUCCUGAACCUGCCAGUCAGCCUGCGUCCCCGCAAGCUGAAGGGCCUCCUGGGACAGAACAUGGCCACCAAAAGCCCCUUUAUUUAUUCCCCGAUCAUCAUACACAACCGUGGAGAGGAGCGCUGCAAAAAGAUAGAUUUUCAGUGGGUGCAGGGUGAUGUGUGUGAAGUCCAGCUGAUGGUCUACAACCCCAUGCCUUUUGAGCUGCGGGUGGAGAACAUGGGUCUCUUGACGUCAGGGGUGGAGUUUGAGUCUCUGCCGGCUGCCCUCUCCCUGCCCGCGGAGUCUGGCCUGUACCCGGUUACCCUGGUUGGGGUCCCCCGCACUGCAGGGAACAUCACAGUUAACGGGUAUCAUACCUCGGUGUUUGGGGUGAUGAGUGACUGCAUGCUGGACGGCCUGCCGGGUGUGAAGACCAGCGGCUGCGUUGUGGAAGUGGUACCUGCCCUGCCGCGUCUGCAGCUCAGCACAUCGUUGCCACGGUCAGCGAACAGCCGGCAGCCCUCCUCGGGGGAAGAGCCGUCCAGCAGUGUGUCCGUGCAGCUCUUCAAUGGGGAGAGCCAGCAGCUGCUGGUCACUCUGGAGAACAUUGGCAGCGAGCCCUUGGAGACCCUAGAAGUCACUUCAAAGAUGGUCAACACCAAAGAGAAGGUUUUCGGAGAGUUUCUCAGCUGGGACCUGGAGGGGGCACUGUCUCAGCUCCCACUGAAACCCGGCCAGACUGUAGUCCUGACGGUCGACAUCAAGGUCAAGCUGGACUUCUCGGGACAAGAGAACCUGCUUCAGGACCUCAAUGAUGAUGGGAUCAGCGUCACGGGCCUGCCCAUCUCCAGCCCACUCCGGCAGGUGCUGAAGCCGCGCUCUGAGAACAAGCCCAUGGGCACGGAGUCCGGCAAACCCGACUACAACCAGGUCAAGAUGUUGGAGGCCGUGCUUCACUUCAAGUACUCAGGCGGCCAGGGCCAGGUAGAAGGCUACUACCGGGAGCUGUCGCUGGGUGUGCAUGUGGACGUUGAGCCCUCCGUCUUUUUCACCCGUGUCAGCACCCUGCCGGCCACCAGCACCCGUCAAUGCCACCUGCUGCUGGACGUGUUCAAUGCCACGGAGCAUGAGCUCACCGUCAGCGCCAGGAACAACCAGGACGUGGUGCUGCAUGCCAGCGAGUGCCAGAGGAUGGCUAUUCAGGUGGACAAGUUUGACCUGGAAAGCCUGCCGGAGCCCGACGAGGAGCGGUUUCGCUUCGCCAGCCCCCGGCAGCUGGAGGAAGAGCGGCAGCUGGUGCAGGGCUGCCGCAUCAACGGCGAGCUGCACCUCGUCUGGAGCAUCCCGUCUCUGCGGAGGACAGGAGAGGCCAGCGUGGAAGGUGUGCUCAACCAACUUGUCCUAGAACACCUGCAGCUGGCUCCCCUACAGUGGGACGUGGUGGUGAACGGGAAGCCAUGUGACUGCAACAUUAUAGCAGAGUGCAGUGUGGGUGAUAUGGUGCCCCUGGAGGUCAGGCUGACUAAUCGCAGCAAGAAUGCAGUGGGUCCCUUCUCGCUGAACAUCAUCCCCUUCCAAGACUACCAGAACGGCGUCCAUAACUAUGAGCUGCAAGAUGUCGUCACUUUCAUCGGCUCCAACACCUUCUACAUUGACACAGUCAAGCCCACAGAAGACUGUAACUGUGCCGGUGCUCUGCUUUUUCUCUACGCUGGAGACUUCUACCUGAACAUCAAGUUUCAGGACGACAGCAGCUGCGGCCGCGAUCUGCCCCUGGCUUGGUUCUGUUUGCCAAAUGUCCAUGUUAAAGCCGUAGACUCUCCUUUUUAAAGCGCCGUCCCGGUCUUUUACAGAGGCAUCCAUCCUCCGAGUCCAUCACCUUUUCUAGGGACCAGUUUCUGACGUCUGUGCAAAACCGGUUUUAUUCUAGAUGUAAACUGGAACAGCCAGCUAACUCCAGUUUUAUUCCCCUAACUUCUCAGAAGAACAAAUAUAUCAUGACCAGAGAUUCAUUUGUAAAUAGGUUCUGUAAGCAUCUGUGUUUGUGUAAUAACCAUAGUCUUAAAGGUUAAGGCAACUUUGUAAAGAGCAUGCCAGAGAUUUUUCACCUUAAAAAAAGAUAACAGAAAUGCCCUCUUCGGUAACUCGGUUUCAGUCAGCCACCAGUUGCAGGCAGUGGUUCCAGACUACCAUAAGCCUGCGUGUAAUUAAGUAAUUACAUCAAAAUACGCAUAUUUUGCAAAUCGAUAUGAACUCCAAUCGUUACUGCACUAAUAAUGGAAUAGUUAUUGACUUCUGAAAUUCAGAUGUCAUAUGCACAGUUGUUGGUCUCUAAUUGCAAAAUUUCUUCUUGAACUAUUAAAAGGCUCUGUAGA
Messenger RNA from Brienomyrus brachyistius, 4147 nucleotides. It is a transcript of the gene trappc9, whose product is annotated as trafficking protein particle complex subunit 9. The record is from RefSeq and is a predicted model, not a curated record. The transcript has 23 exons. Gene Ontology annotation, cellular component: trans-Golgi network. Lineage: Eukaryota; Metazoa; Chordata; Actinopteri; Osteoglossiformes; Mormyridae. The coding region runs from base 162 to 3602 and encodes 1146 amino acids.